GUAUCGAGGUAACAAAACUUAGUCCUCAAACCUCGCGAGAGCAUUUCACUCUCGCUUCACUGAGCGAAGGCCGAGGAUUAGCCAAUCAGGAGGAGGGGGCCUCACCGCGACCAGCCCCCGUUGCCGGGAGACGCGAAGGCACGCGGCCACUAGGGGUGAGGCCUUGAGGGCCCAGGAAAGCUGCGCGCAGCCUUGGAGAUGCUGAUGCGCUUCAAACAGAAUAAAUCCGGCUCUUAGGUGUUCUCCUCCGCCAAGGAAGUCCCAUUUCUAGGCCGGCAGAGCGUGAGGAGAGACCUCAAACAGUCCCCUGAGGAGACCUGCCAAGGCGAGACCAGAGGGAACGAUUCGAGCGCCUCAGAGAGAAAGUUCACUGUGGGCUGAAGGAUUUACUCGAAUGGUUAAAGUGAGCAAGCAAUGGCCAGUAAUCACCAACCUUCAGCAGCUCGCCCUGUUUCUCGAGGUGGGAUUGGAUUGACAGGAAGGCCUCCUUCUGGAAUACGGCCCCCAUCAGGAAAUAUUCGAGUGGCAACUGGAAUGCCACCUGGAACAGCAAGACUGGGCUCUCGUGGUGGUCCCAUAGGGACAGUAGGGGUUCUGUCCUCUCAAAUCAAAGUUGCUGAUCGUCCUGUGACACAACAAGGUUUGAGUGGAAUGAAAACUGGGAUGAAAGGUCCCCAGAGGCAAAUUUUAGACAAAUCUUAUUAUCUUGGGCUUCUUCGAAGUAAAAUAAGUGAACUUACAACAGAAAUCAAUAAACUUCAGAAAGAAAUAGAAAUGUACAAUCAAGAGAAUUCAGUAUAUUUGUCAUAUGAAAAGAGAGCUGAGACUUUAGCUGUUGAAAUCAAAGAGUUUCAAGGACAACUAGCAGACUACAACAUGUUGGUAGAUAAACUUAAUACCAAUACUGAAAUGGAAGAAGUAAUGAAUGAUUUCAACAUGCUUAAAGCUCAAAAUGAUCGAGAAACACAAAGUAUGGAUAUUAUAUUUACUGAAAGACAAGCGAAGGAAAAACAAAUUAGAAGUGUAGAAGAAGAAACUGAACAGGAAAAACAGGCAGCAGAGGGCAUUAUCAAAAAUAUGCCUCCUGAAAAACAAGUCAAGUAUAUAGAAAUGAAAACCAUGAAUGAGAAAUUGUUGCAGGAAUUAGAUACACUUCAGCAACAGCUAGAUUCACUGAACAUGAAAAAAGAGAGCUUGGAAUCUGAAAUAGCACACUCCCAGGUAAAACAGGAGGCUGUAUUGUUGCAUGAAAAACUUUAUGAGUUGGAGUCCCAUCGAGAUCAAAUGAUUGCAGAAGACAAAAGCAUGGGAUCCCCAAUGGAAGAGAGAGAGAGAUUACUUAAGCAGGUUAAAGAAGAUAAUCAGGAAAUAGCCAGCAUGGAGCGACAGUUAACAGAUAUAAAAGAAAGAAUAAAUCAGCUUAAUGAAGAAAUUAGACAACUUGACAUGGAUUUAGAAGAACACCAAGGUGAAAUGAAUCAGAAGUACAAGGAGCUAAAAAAUAGGGAGGAAAAUAUGGACACCUUUAUUGAGACUUUUGAGGAAACUAAGAACCAGGAACUGGAAAGGAAGGCACAGAUAGAAGCCAACAUUGUUGCACUCCUGGAGCACUGUAGUCGAAAUAUAAAUCGUAUGAAACAGAUAUCCUCUAUCACCAAUCAAGAGCUGAAGAUGAUGCAGGAUGAUCUCAAUUUUAAAUCUACUGAAAUGCAGAAAUCACAAAGUACGGCUAGGAAUCUGACUUCAGAUAGUCAGCGUCUACAGUUGGAUCUACAAAAAAUGGAGCUACUGGAAAGUAAAAUGACUGAGGAACAACAGUCUCUAAAAAGCAAAAUUAAGCAAAUGAUAACUGAUCUGGAAACAUAUAAUGAUUUGCCAGCUUUAAAAUCAUCAGGUGAAGAAAAGAAAAAGAAAUUGCAUCAGGAGAGAACAGUAUUAUCAACCCGCAGAAAUGCCUUUAAAAAAAUAAUUCAGAAACUAAACACAGAAUAUGAGACACUAAAAACACAAUUGCAAGAAAACGAGACACAUUCUCAGCUUACAAAUUUGGAGAGGAAGUGGCAACACCAUGAGCAAAAUAAUUUUGUGAUGAAAGAAUUCAUAGCAACCAAGAGUCAAGAGAGUGAUUACCGGCCAAUUAUGAAGAAUGUGACCAAGCAGAUUGCAGAGUAUAAUAAAACCAUCAUGGAUGCUCUACAUAGCACGAGCAGAAACUGAGUCUGAACCAACUACAAGUCUCUAUAGAAAUAUCCUUUUGCUGCUAAACUUCAUACAUGCCAGCUGAAAAAUAAUAGCUUACCCUUGAAGAGUUUUACCUAAAAUUUUUGAAUGUUACAAUUUUUGUGGCCUCUUUGAAGUGUGAAAUUUUAAAUAGUAUAAUAGUUUAAUAAAUAGUUUCUUAUAAAAA
Mesoplodon densirostris (Blainville's beaked whale) is the source of this 2407-nucleotide messenger RNA. It is a transcript of the gene IFT74, whose product is annotated as intraflagellar transport 74. The record is from RefSeq and is a predicted model, not a curated record. Bases 415 to 2217 code for a protein of 600 amino acids. NCBI's taxonomy places the organism in Eukaryota, Metazoa, Chordata, Mammalia, Artiodactyla, Ziphiidae. Gene Ontology annotation, biological process: cilium assembly; intraciliary transport involved in cilium assembly. Gene Ontology annotation, cellular component: intraciliary transport particle B; cilium; centrosome. The transcript has 21 exons. Gene Ontology annotation, molecular function: beta-tubulin binding.